UAGAUCCAAGGUUUGGAUUGCGGGACACACUCAUGCUGAUGGCAGACCUGUGAAGCCCCAGUUUGCUGAGACUAUUGUAAGCAUUAUGGAAGUUGUAUAUUGUGUAUAGUUAAUAGACUAUGGCAAUGAAUGAUUUUGUGUUUAAAUGAUUGUAUCAGGAACAAAUACAGUCACUUGACAGUCGGAUGGACUCCACAUCAGCUGCUGAUAACAUAAGGGAAGAUGCUGUGAGCAAGGUUUUGGGAAAAGACAAACCUGGACGAGUAAGGGGCUUUGGUAGAGGGAUUACAGCUAAUAAGCUAGCAUAUCUGCAAUUUAGAGACGCUAAGAUUGCAGAAAUGAAAAGUGAGAUUGAAGAGUUAAAGGGGAUGGUGCGAGAAUUAGCUGAGAAGAAGAAAAGUAAUGUUGAUGCUGAAACAUCUGAGAGUAGUGGUGGAUUCAAAGAAGGAGUCAGAGUACAAAUACUGGAUUGGAUUGAAUCAGAGGAUGUUGUUGUUGGUGAAGGAGAAUUCUGCUCUGCUGAACCGAAGUACAAAAUUGGUCGUAUACCAAUUGGUCCUAAUGCAGUGGCUAUCGUAGUUAAGUAUGCACUAAGCGCAUCAGCUUCACUCUGGAGGCCUACUACGGAUGUGUUAACUCUUGAUGAAGCUGUGGGAUACAAGAUAUCUUGGCCAAUGGAUAAAGUGAUUUUGGAUAAGGAUCCAAACUGUUCUGAAGAUUUAUCUAUGGUAAAUUUUCAAAUCUUGUUUUCUUCUUACAACAAUUGAGUCAUCUCUAAUCAUUACUAAAAUUUCUAAUUUCAAAUAAGGAAGGUGAAUAUCGAAGAUGCAAGAUAUAUGAUUGGACCAAUGAUGAGGACGAGGUCAUUGCUGAAGGUCUCGUGUGCUCUUCAAAAUCCAAAGACAUGGUUAACAACAUACCUCUGGGUCCCAAUGCUGUUAGUGUCGAAGUAGUGAAGGUGUUCAAUGAUCAAGCAUAUUUGUGGAGGCCAACCGCUGAUAUGUUCUUGAUUGGUGAUGCACUUAGCGAGAAAAUAGCAUGGCCAGUCCUAAAGGUUGAAGUCAUGCCUACACCUGCUACAGAAGUAACACCAACUAAAUGUGCAGGGAAGAAAAUAGCAUCACCUUCGAAGCCAGCCAAGAAAAAAGCAGUGGUAUGUAAUUGACAUGAAGUUAAAUUUUUUUAUUUGCCUGAUGAUUGAUGUUGCGUCCUUGAUUGAUGUUGGAACUUGCUUCUGUCAUCUUGUUUGAGUUGUAGAGUCCAGGCAGCACUAGUUCGACCAGAAGUCCGAAGCAGAAGUGCACUCUCUUGGAUUGCAACAACUCUGGACGUAAGGUAGCUGAAGGAAGGGUAGCUUCAACGGAUCCGAAUGAGUUGUGCCACUUUGUACCCCUAGGUCCAAAUGCAAGCAAGGUGUGGAUUGAUGUGGCUAAGAUCGGUGAUGCAAAAGUCUGGAGGCCAAAUUCAGAGAUUGAAUACAUAUCUGAUGCAAUGGGUUCGGUUGUGGCAUGGCCAAAUGACAAAAUCAAGUUUGUCUAAAAUUGUCGUCUGAAACAUUUUUCAAGUUGGUUCUCAUCGGCUAUGUAUUUCUAGUGUGUGAUCGAAUGUUUAGGUACUUUUUUACUCGGUUGAAAUCAUGUAUGAUAUUAUGUAACAGUUAGCAGACAAAAAAACAAAAAUUAUGUGUUAUAUUAUGAUAUAAGGUUAUGUGUGAAAAUGUUUAGCUUGUUAACCCCUAUACCCUUAAGUGCAUAAUUUUACAUUAAACCAUAAGCUUUAAAAAUUAAAUCCACAGACGGGAAGACCAAAAAUUAAAAUCCUAUACCCUAAAGUGAAAUCCCUAAACCCUAAAGUACAAACCUAUACCCUAUACCCUAAUUGUACUUGAUUUCACAAUUUUGUUCAUUCUUAAAAGGAUAUUGUAAUCUUAAUUUCACAAAACUGAUUAGUUAUAAAUUUUAUAAACACUCAUUUGUUCAAACCCUAUACCCUAAAGCCUUUGUACAUACAAAUAAGUAGUAGUGUUUAUGAACAUAUGAGCUAGAUUGAUCAAUCUUAUAAAAGCUCACAUAAAAAAUUUAUAUUCAUACAAUUUUUUUUUUGUAAAAUUGGAAAACUGAAUAUUUGAUUUUUAAGAUUUAAUUUAAUUUUUUUUUGCUUCAAAAUCAUAUUUAUAUAUUAAUUUCCAGAUUUCAAACGAAAUUAAUACCUUGAGCCAAUAAGGAGUAACCUCCAAGAUUGCAGACGUGGCAAACCAUAUGCCGAUGGAUGUGUCUUCCCAACUUCAAUCUUAGCCAUUCUUUUUAUUUUUUGAGCCAAUGAGGAGCAACUACUAAGAUUGCACUCGGAUUAAUCAUAGACCGUCCGAUUUCUCUCCAAAUCUUUGAUCACAACCGUUCAUUUUUUUCUGUCUCUGUUUGCACUCGGAAAAUUUCAGAACACAACAUCUCUCUUUCUGUCGAAACUCCUUUCUGUCUCGCGAUCUAAAAUCAAAAAAACCCUAAAGAAAGCACAUGUAUCUCUCGAGCUAAAAUCAAACCAGCUGUUCCUGUAUUCUCCGAUUGAAAGUAAGCAAAUGGAUAAGUCGUGGAUUUGGCUUCCAAGGUAUAACCUAAAAUCCCUCGAUCUCAUUUCUACUCGCCGAUUGAAAUAAAGCUAACUUCUUUUGUCUGAUUCUUGUAGGAAUAGCCACGAGUAUUCAGAAGGAGCAACUAAUUUUGUGAAUUCGUCCGCAAAAAGAUUGGGAAGUCUGUCUGAAAUGCUAUGCCCUUGUAGAGACUGCCGCAAUCUGAGCCAUCAGUCACUGGAUAAAAUUGUGGAGCAUUUGGUGAUUAGGGGUAUGGAUAAGAAGUAUAAGAGUUCUCGUUGGAGUAUUCAUGGAGAAAAAAGAGAUUCUGCAGAAGACAGUGUUCUUCAAUAUGAAACAGAGGCGUUUGAUUUGUUUAAGACAAUAUUCUCCAUGGACGAAGGUGGUCCAAACCCGACAACUGACAACGAAGACGAUGAAGCACCAGAGGAAAUUGAGUUUAAGAAAAAGCUCAGAGACGCUCAAACGCCAUUAUACUCGGAUUGUCUCAAGCACACAAAGGUUUCAGCUAUCAUGGGACUUUACAGAUUCAAGGUUAAAAGUGGUGUGUCGGAGAACUACUUUGAUCAGCUGUUGGUUUUACUUGAGGAUUUGCUACCUGAAGACAAUGUUCUUCCCAAGAGUUUAGCUGCAAUCAAAAAAUUUCUGAAGAUCUUUGGGUUCGGCUACGACAGUAUUCAUGCUUGCAAGAAUGAUUGCAUAUUGUAUAGGAAGGAGUAUGAGAACCUAGAAAGCUGUCCAAGAUGCAAAGUUUCAAGAUGGGAAAUGGAUAAGCACAGUAAUGAGUUAAAGGUGGGGAUUCCGGCAAAGGUCCUUAGAUAUUUUCCAAUCAAGGACAGGUUUAGGAGGAUGUUUAGAUCACAAAGGAUGGCUGAAGAUCUGCGUUGGCACUAUACCAAUGCCACUGAAGAUGGUACAAUGCGGCACCCUGUUGAUUCUAUCUCUUGGGCACAAGUGAAUGCUAAAUGGCCAGACUUUGCUGCUGAUCCACGGAAUCUUCGACUUGGGAUUUCUACAGAUGGGAUGAACCCUUUCUCCAUGCAAAGCACCAAUCACAGCACAUGGCCAGUGUUGUUAGUGAACUAUAACACGCCUCCAACCAUGUGUAUGAAGGCUGAGAAUAUAAUGCUGACUUUGUUGAUCCCUGGUCCUACUGCUCCUGGUAACAACAUUGAUGUUUACCUAGCACCACUGAUAGACGAUCUAAAGGAUUUGUGGGCUGAGGGUAUUGAAGUGUAUGACUCAUUUGCGAAGGAGAACUUUAAUCUCAGAGCCUUGCUGCUUUGGAGUAUCAGUGACUAUCCAGCCUUAGGAACACUGUCUGGAUGUAAAGUAAAGGGGAAACAAGCCUGCAAUGUAUGUGGAAAGGAUACACCUGCAAGGUGGCUUAAGUUUAGCCGCAAGUUUGUCUACAUGAGUAACAGAAGGAGACUACCGCCUGGCCAUCGUUACAGAUAUAAAAAAGCUUGGUUUGACAACACUGUGGAGGAAGGGAAUGCUAAUAGGAUACAAACAGGCGCUGAGAUAUAUGAGACACUACAAGCUUUUACGAAUGAUUUUGGUAGACCUCUAGAGAAGGAAAAAAAAAGGAAAAGACUAGAGUUGGAAGAUGAUGAGAAGUUACAAGAAGAAGAGUGUGAAGAAUCAAAUGAACUAUGGCGGUGGAAGAAGAGAUCAAUAUUCUUUGAUCUACCUUACUGGAAGGUAAACUAUAGUAACUGACCUAUAUUAUCUGAUUACUGGAAGAAGAGAUCAAUAUGUCUAACAGUUUCUUGUUUAAUGUGUUAGGAGUUGCCUGUUCGUCACAAUAUUGAUGUUAUGCACGUAGAAAAGAAUGUGUUCGAUGCUAUAUUGUCUCUGUUGAUGCAAAGUGCGAAGUCAAAAGAUGGGUUGAAAGCAAGAAAAGACUUAGAAGAUAUUGGAAUCAGAAAGCACUUGCACACAGAGGUGAGGGGAAAGAAAACAUACUUACCUCCUGCUGCCUACUGGUUAUCGAAGAGAGAGAAGACCAUUUUCUGCCAAAGGUUAGCUAAGUUUAGAGGCCCUGAUGGUUAUUGUGGUAAUAUUGCGAAUAGUGUUUCAGUUAACCCUCCAAAUAUUGGUAGUUUAAAGUCGCAUGAUCAUCAUGUCUUAGUACAAAACUUGUUACCAGCUGCAUUAAGAGGGUUGUUACAUAGGGGUCCUAGGAUAGCCAUAAAUAUAUUAUGCAGUUACUUCAACAGGUUGUGUCAGCGCAUACCCAGAGAAACUUAUAUCCAUGGAGACAGAGUUUGUGGAGACAAUGUGUCAGCUUGAGCGCUUCUUCCCUCCAGCCCUUUUUGAUAUCAUGUUUCACCUUCCACUACAUUUAUCAAGAGAGGCACGGUUGGGAGGACCAGUUCACUUCCGAUGGAUGUAUCCCUUCGAAAGGUUUGAUCAACAUCUCUCUUCAAUAUAUCCACUUCCCACAAUGAUGUUUGACUAAUAUUCAUAUUUCCUGAGUUAUAGGUACAUGAAAACACUAAAGGCUUUUGUUAAGAAUUAUGCAAGGCCAGAAGCAUGUAUGGCUGAGGCGUAUUUAGCUGGAGAAUGUGUUGCAUUUUGUUUAGAGUUCCUUAAAGAAUCAGUACCAGUUCAAGAAGCAGUUAAUCGUAAUGAAGAUGUUGAGGCUGAUAGAAUGGUGGUUGAAGGCCGACCUCUGCAGAAGGGUAUAGAGGUUACCCUGUCAGAUAAAGAUAGAGACAUUGCACAUCGAUAUGUGCUAAUGAACAUGGCAUCUUUGGAUCCCUUUCUUGAGUAAGUAAUUCUCUAUGUUUCUUCUACUUGUUUUACUCAUAAUUUCAUUUUCAUAUACUGUUGUUUAAUUUAAAAUCAGGAUGCAUUUGGAAGAGUUGCAAGCUAAGGAUGCUCGAUUGGCUAAAAAUGAAACUUUGUUAUGGAAAAACCAUACUGAACACUUUACAGAAUGGCUUAAAAAUAAGGUUACAAACUCCAAAUUCUUUUCUUGAUUAUUAUUGUAAAUACUGGUUAGCUUGUUUGGUGAUGACUAGUUAGCUUGUAUCAUGAUGCCUGGUUUGUAUCUUGAAGAACAUGUCCAUAUUUUAGCGAAUUGAUGUCUGAGUAGCUUAUAGCUUGAUGAAACUGUCUGGAUUUUUAGUAUUUUUAUGACUGGUUAGCUUGUAGAUUGAUGAUUGGUUUCGUGGUACAUAUUAUCAUGUUUUGAUUAUAAUUUAAGUACCUCGGCUUGAUGAUAAUCCUCUGAUUUCCUGCGGCAGAUUCAUUUAGACUCAAAAGAUAGUCAUUCUAAGGAGAUAAGGUGGUUGGCAUUUGGACCAAGAAAUGUUGCUUUAGCACAUAAAGGAUUCAUCAUCAAUGGCCAACGGUUUCAUACUGAUGCGGUCAAGCUGAAGACACAAAACAGUGGAGUAACUUAUGAAGCCUUUAGCAUGUGUAGAUCAAGUGCAAGAGAUAUGAGACAGGUCGCGGAUAUGAUUACAUACUAUGGAGUGAUAAAGGAGAUUUUGGUCAUCGACUAUCACAUGUUCAAAGUGCCACUCUUUAGAUGCAACUGGGCAAACACAGCGAAUGGUGUGAAGGAAGAAGAUGGCUUCACUCUUGUUAACCUUCAUAUGAACCAAGCAGCCUAUUUGAAAGAUCCAUUCAUUCUACCUUCUCAAGCGAAACAGGUUUUCUACUCUAGGGAGGAUGAUGCUUCAAAUUGGUAUGUUGUUAUGAGAGCACCACCUAGAGGUUAUCAUGAGUUGGAAACAGAAGAGGAUUUAGGUGGUGCUCCUUUACCUGUCCAAGAAGUUGAUGAUAUGGGUGAUGAUAUGGAUGAUGAUAGUGUAUAUGUUAGGGAUGAUUGUGAAGGUUUAUUAGUGGUAGAUUGAUGAUAUGUUGUAUGCUUGUGUGAUGGUUUGUAUGAAUGUGAUAAUGUUGUGUUAUGGGAUUUGAAUAAUUAUAUUGAUUUUUGGAAUUUUAAUAA
Molecule: messenger RNA, 6551 nt
Organism: Brassica napus (rape)
Lineage: Eukaryota; Viridiplantae; Streptophyta; Magnoliopsida; Brassicales; Brassicaceae
Exons: 2
Coding region: 2759-4309 (516 amino acids)
Source: RefSeq, a predicted model, not a curated record